This is a messenger RNA of Mesocricetus auratus (golden hamster), 861 nucleotides long. It is a transcript of the gene Ooep, whose product is annotated as oocyte expressed protein. Gene Ontology annotation, cellular component: apical cortex; protein-containing complex. Gene Ontology annotation, molecular function: RNA binding. The transcript is spliced from 4 exons. The record is from RefSeq and is a predicted model, not a curated record. The coding region runs from base 68 to 571 and encodes 167 amino acids. Lineage: Eukaryota; Metazoa; Chordata; Mammalia; Rodentia; Cricetidae. Gene Ontology annotation, biological process: establishment or maintenance of apical/basal cell polarity; embryonic pattern specification.
AUAUUGUAAAGUGCGGCAGGCAGCCAGGCACCGCAGUAUCUGGUGCCUGCGGUCUGUGGGUGUCAGUAUGGGACUCCAUACUACUGAACAUCACGCGGAGCAGAAGAGUCAAAUGCGAAACCGUCCUUCGAAGAAGCUGCUCAGCGCCCCUCCUGCGUCCCCGCGGCUUCACGUGCGGCCCUGGUGGUUCCCAGUGCACGAACUCAGUGAUCCUGUCGUGAUGUACCUGGAUGCCUGGCUGGCAGAAAUAAUCUUUGACUCUCUUUUAUAUUUAGGCCCAAACCAAGCCUUAAUCUCCGAAAUAGAGUGGAUAAGCCAGGCUUUGGUGAGAGUGGACACGAUUGACUCUGGGAACUUAGCUGAAAUCACCAUAUUUGGACGACCCUUCGUAAAGAAUCGAUUGAAAAACAUUAUCUUGAACCUGGCAGUAUGGCACAAAGAACAGCACGCCCAAAAAGUUUCCAAACACCAGGCAACUGGAGAGUCCCUGGGAUCCAUUUCGGAGGAGACCCUUGAGAACGGAAGGACAGGCCAGACACACCCAGACCCAUCACCGGCAGCUCAACCUUAGGCACCACUUCCCAGAGUCCAGCUUACAAGAUGAAAUAACUUGAGGAAUUUUUGAAGACCCUUCCCUCCAACUCAAGCAACCUGCCUGAGCCGGUGCAGGAGGCACUUGCUGACUGACUGGCAGCCCAACUUCAGCCCCUGGAGGUGAAGAGGAACAUAGAUUCUUGCACUUGUUUUCUUUCCUGCCUUCGUGGAUAUCUGUCUUCCUUUGCAAAUAGCGGUUUGUAAGAACUAUUCCAGUACAGGAAUAACUUUGUUUUCAUCACAUACAAUAAAGUAAACUUAAAAGCA